Messenger RNA from Lathyrus oleraceus (garden pea), 1635 nucleotides. RefSeq lists its product as uncharacterized. Lineage: Eukaryota; Viridiplantae; Streptophyta; Magnoliopsida; Fabales; Fabaceae. The transcript has a single exon. Gene Ontology annotation, molecular function: nucleic acid binding; zinc ion binding. The record is from RefSeq and is a predicted model, not a curated record. The annotation marks the transcript as partial.
AUGGCUGGAAGGAAUGACGCUGCAAUGGCUGCCGCAAUGCAAGCGAUGGCACAAGCUGUGCAGAACUUGCCAAAUGCUGGUGGAGAUGCUGGAUCACGUAGCUUGGCGACUUUUCAAAGAGAGAAUCCGCCGGUGUUUAAAGGGAAGCAUGAUCCAGAUGCCGCCUUGGGAUGGUUGAAAGAGAUCGAGAGAAUCUUCCGUGUUAUGGAUUGCACUCCAGCUCAGAAGGUUCGGUAUGGUACUCACAUGCUAGCAGUCGAAGCUGAUGACUGGUGGCUAGAGACUCACGAGAGGUUGACCGUGGCAGGUGAAGUCAUUACUUGGGAUGUAUUCCGUAGGGAAUUCAUGAGAAAGUAUUAUCCGGAAGAUGUCCGUGGUAAGAAAGAAAUUGAGUUCCUUGAGCUGAAGCAAGGAAACAUGUCUGUCACUGAUUAUGCUGCAAAAUUUGUGGAGUUGUCCAAAUUUUAUCCUCAUUACACUGGUGUUGGUGCUGAAUUUUCAAAGUGCAUCAAGUUUGAAAACGGACUACGCUCUGAAAUUAAGAAGGCUGUUGGGUAUCAGAAGAUACGCAUUUUUACUGAAUUGGUUGAUAGCUGCAGGAUAUUUGAAGAAGACAAUAAUGCUCAUUACAAGAUUGUCAGUGACCGCAGGGGCAAGCAACAUCAAAACCGUGGCAAGCCGUAUGAUGCUCCAGUGGGAAAAGGGAAACAAGGAGCUGCUCCGGCUCAGAGGACUAGUAGGGGAGGUGCCCCUGCUGGUAUAGUUUGCUUCAAAUGUGGUCAGGCUGGUCAUAAGAGUAAUGUAUGCACUGCUGAAGUAAAGAGGUGUUUUCGCUGUGGUAAGACUGGCCAUGCAAUAGCUGAUUGCAAGCACAAGGAAAUGAUUUGUUUUAAUUGUGGCGAAGAAGGGCAUAUUGGAAGUCAGUGUCAGAAGCCAAAGAAAUCUCAAACUGGAAAGGUGUUCGCAUUGACCGGAACUCAAACCUCCAGUGAGGACAGACUUAUCCGAGGUACAUGUUUCAUAAAUGGUACUCCUUUAAUUACUAUUAUUGAUACCGGUGCUACACACUGUUUUAUUUCUGCUAACUGUGCUCGAAGACUGGGUUUAAAAUUGUCCGCUUUGGAUGGUGAAUUGAUUGUUGAGACCCCAGCUAAGGGAUCAAUAACUACUUCUUUGGUAUGUUUAAAAUGUCCUUUGUCGAUCUUCGAUAAAGAUUUCUAUGUUGAUUUAGUAUGUUUGCCGUUGGAUGGGAUGGAUGUAAUUCUUGGUAUGAACUGGUUAGAGUAUAAUUAUGUUCAUAUAAAUUGUCAUCAUAAGUCGGUGAGGUUUUCCACUCCUGAAGAGGAAGGAGUUGACUUAUUACCUUUCAGAGAAUUGCGAAAAUUGAUGAAAAAGGGAGCUCAGAUGUUUUCUUUGAUGGCGACGUUGUCGGUUGAGAGUAAAGCUAAGAUUGAGGAACUGUUAGUGGUGAAAGAAUUCCCUGAAGUUUUUCCUGAUGAAAUUCCUAGUGUGCCGCCAGAGAGGGAACUUAAAUUUACUAUUGAUCUGGUACCUGGUACUAGGCCUGUUUCGAUGGCACCGUAUAGAAUGUCGGCAUCUGAAUUGUAUGAAUUAAAAAAGCAAUUGGAAGACUUA